UCAUCCCAUUCUCAUAUACUUCAUUAGUUUAUCGUCUCUCUCUCUCUUCUACCUGGGAAUUUAAUCUGUGAUUAUGGAGCUUAGCUUUAAGCACCAAAUUGGCCUUGUUUGUAUCAUACUGCUCUUUCCUGCACUGUGUUACUGCCAGGAAUAUACUAAAUCGAGAGCAACCUUUUACAGUACUUCUGAUGGUUAUGGGACUCCAACGGGAGCUUGUGGAUUUGGCGAAUAUGGAAGGAAGAUGAAUUGGUACGAUGGAAGUGUGGCAGGAGUCUCUGGGCUGUGGAGGAAUGGAGUUGGCUGUGGGACAUGCUAUCAGGUAAAGUGCCUUAUAGAAAACCUAUGCGAUGAGAAUGGAGCAUACCUGGUGGCAACAGACCAGGGUUACGGAGACAACACAGACUUCGUGAUGAGCCCACGCGCCUUCACACAACUGGGACGUGAUGAGAAGGCUUACGAAGAGCUUAAGAAAUACGGUACAGUGGAUAUUGAAUACAGAAGGGUUCCAUGUACCUACACAGGCAACGUGGUGUUCUAUAUCAAGGAAACUAGCAGCAACCCUGGUUACUUUGCUGUGGUCAUUCUUAAUGUCAACGGAAUAAACGAUGUGACUGCGGUUGAAAUGUGGCAGUCUGGAGAAUGGAAGGCACUUAACAGGAACUAUGGAGCAGUGUUUGACUUUGCUAACCCUCCGAGUGGCGAGAUCAGGUUGAGGUUUAAGGUGAGUGGCAUGUCUGAUUGGGUGGACCCCAAGAUUGUCAUUCCUAGUUACUGGCAGCCUGGAAGCACUUAUGUCACCGAGGUUCAGCUUAAAUAGAAACAACAAUCUCAAGAACGUAUAUUGCAAAUAAUGGCACUCUUAUUCAGUUCGUUUCUGAUAGUGUGUGCCACUCUCUCUCAAGAACAAAUAUAUUGCAAAUAAUGGCACUGUUAUUCAGUUCGUUUCUGAUAAUGUGCCACUCAAUGUCCUCUUGUUAGAAAGGGGAUAUCCAUGUACUUCCCAUUUAAGAUUUCGUGUAAUACGAAUGAAAAUAAAUGUGUUUGUUUCGGAUAA
Messenger RNA from Vigna angularis (adzuki bean), 1054 nucleotides. RefSeq names its product expansin-like B1. Bases 74 to 817 code for a protein of 247 amino acids. The transcript has 4 exons. NCBI's taxonomy places the organism in Eukaryota, Viridiplantae, Streptophyta, Magnoliopsida, Fabales, Fabaceae. The record is from RefSeq and is a predicted model, not a curated record. Gene Ontology annotation, cellular component: extracellular region.